AUGUCUCUGGCAAGCCUUCAACGCAACAAUCGUCGGAUUGCUCCCAUGCUCAACAACUGGGUGGAUGAGCCCGACGUAACCACUCGAUUGGUGAAUUUCGGUACCGAAUACCUACAAAGCCUGUACGAGGCGGGCAUUGAAGACUUGCUCGAGACAAGCACCGUCAAGAGCGGGUCGUCCAUGGCGCCUGCUCUCAUCCAUCAGAGCAAUGCCUCGAUCCACAACCCGCCAUCACUGCGCUCGUACUGCACUGAUUCGACGCCGACUGAGACGAGCAUAUGCACUGGACUAGCGGGUACAUUCUCCGGGGUACCACUCUUGGUAGAAAGGAACAACGAUGGCAUACUCGAAAUCCCAGAUGUCGUCUGUCCAACACCAAUGUUCGAAUGCGUCUUCUGGUUCCUAAACUGCGAUUACACCUUUGUCGACAAAGAAGAAUGGGAAGUCCACUGCGCCUCGCAUCUCCGCGGCGAAGAACCACCACAGACGGCGCAGUGUCCGCUGUGCGACUGGACCGUGACGUGCGAGUUUGGCAAGAUGGCUUGGGAUAUGCGCAUGGAGCACAUCGCAUACGAUCACGUCAUGCAGGGUCAGACGCUCCAGCGCACCUCGCGACCAGACUUCCACCUCUUCGAAUUUCUGUGGCAGCGCAGACUCAUCGACGACGAGGAUUUGAAGGAACUUAAAGGCGGAAAUCAUAACUUGUCGCAUCCGCCCGCCAACUUUGUUGAGACCGUUGGCAGGAGACGCGAUAGAGAUGGACGGCGGCAUCGGACGCAGCACGUUAGAGCACCUCGACAACCGGUGCCACGUCGCUCAUAA
Messenger RNA from Pyrenophora tritici-repentis Pt-1C-BFP, 822 nucleotides. RefSeq lists its product as uncharacterized. The record is from RefSeq and is a predicted model, not a curated record. NCBI's taxonomy places the organism in Eukaryota, Fungi, Ascomycota, Dothideomycetes, Pleosporales, Pleosporaceae.